AUGACCACCGCCGACCACCCUCCCUCCGACUUCGCACAGCUCAUCGCCCUCACCCGCAUCUCCCCCUCCCACUUCCGCUCCGUCGCCCAACCCUUCCGGCCCGGCGCGGCUCGAGGCGUCUUUGGCGGCCACCUCCUCGCCCAGUCCCUCUACGCUGCCUCACUCACUGUUCCCUUGCGCUCGGGCUUGGUCUGCAACAGCUUGCAAGCCCAAUUCUUAGCUGCAAACACCGACGCCGUACCGUUCAAUUACCACGUCGACAACGUCCGCGACGGCGGCACUUACCGCAUCCGCCAGGUUCGCGUAUACCAAAACCUUGACCCAGACAACCCCGACCACGAAACGUAUGUCUACACAUGCUUUGUCUCGUUCAAGUACAUCGAAGGUCUCCAUGACCCUGUUUACUACGCUGCCAGCCAAGUUCAUGGCAAUAAAUGGGGUCACAUCCCCGCCCCACCCCCCGUAAAUCAUAUCGUCCCUGACAACUUGCCGUCUGUCCCUGAUAUCGACCUCCCAAUGUGGGUCGCAUGGGCCUCGGAUCCCGAUAGUGGAUUCGUGCAGAUCAAGCAUGCCGUCGACGUUCGCAGAGCUCCUGAACAAGAUCCUGCUACGAUUCCUGAUAAUUUUGAAGACCGAAGGAUGUACCACUCCUACAAAACAAUUCUCCCACUCCCCGACGACGAUCCGAACAUGCACCUGGCGGCCCAUAUCUAUGCAUCUGAUAGAAACUCCCUUUUCACCUCUUCACGCCUAAUUAAUAGAGUCGACGACAUUAAUCGCGUGGUAUCCCUAUCCCACACAAUAAUAUUCUACCCCCCGUCAAAGCCCUCGCGGGGAUUAUUUGUGCGCGCAGACAAGUCGUGGAAUACAAUGGAGAGCUGGACUACCAGAAGUGGUGACGGACGACUAUCGUAUGUCGGCAGGAUGUACGAUGAUGAGGGCGAGAUGUUUGCCGAGUUUAUGCAGGAUGGACUCUGUAAGUUUGGCGAUUUACCUCCAAAGACCAAGCUGUGA
This is a messenger RNA of Myxozyma melibiosi, 1014 nucleotides long. Its product is annotated as thioesterase-like superfamily-domain-containing protein. Gene Ontology annotation, cellular component: peroxisomal matrix. Lineage: Eukaryota; Fungi; Ascomycota; Lipomycetes; Lipomycetales; Lipomycetaceae. Gene Ontology annotation, molecular function: fatty acyl-CoA hydrolase activity. The coding region runs from base 1 to 1014 and encodes 337 amino acids. The record is from RefSeq and is a predicted model, not a curated record. Gene Ontology annotation, biological process: acyl-CoA metabolic process; fatty acid catabolic process. The transcript has 5 exons.